Molecule: messenger RNA, 549 nt
Organism: Solanum lycopersicum (tomato)
Lineage: Eukaryota; Viridiplantae; Streptophyta; Magnoliopsida; Solanales; Solanaceae
Source: RefSeq, a predicted model, not a curated record
AUGGGAUUGACUUCUAGAUACAAGGUUGAGUUAGCCACUUACCAACUCAAAGGUGUGGCCCAAACUUGGUAUGUCCAAUGGAGGGACAAGUUAUGGGGUGGACUGGUGACUUGGGAGGUUUUGAAGAAGGGUUUUCUUGAUAGAUUCUUUCUUAGGGAUAAGCGGGAAGCCAAGGUGGUGGAGUUCAUAAACCUUCAUCAAGGAGAUGUGAGUGUGAUUGAAUACUCCUUGAAAUUCACUCAAUUGACAAAUUAUGCUCCUUUUUUGGCUUUCGACCCCAGAGAUGAAAUAAACCGCUUUGUGAUGGAAGUGUCGGAUGACUUGCAAGAAAAUAUCAUUCGGGCUCGUGAUGAUAGGGUAUCCAACCCUAAUCUUAAGAAGGGAAAGGAUACUAGUUACCCGAACACGAAGCCUACUUGUGCCCAGUGUGGAAAGGGUUAUUUAGGUGAAUACUUAUUUGGAAUGGGCAUUUGUUUUGGUUGUGGAAAUAGUGGCUACAAGGUUAGGGAUUUCCCUAAUGUGAGGGUUCAAGACAAGGGUAUUGGUUAA